Cetraspora pellucida is the source of this 784-nucleotide messenger RNA. The record is from the annotation of a GenBank genome assembly. NCBI's taxonomy places the organism in Eukaryota, Fungi, Glomeromycota, Glomeromycetes, Diversisporales, Gigasporaceae.
AUGAGUAAUGAAUCACUUAGUGAAGGAGAACUUACUAAAAAAUACCCCAAACUAACAAAAUUAUUAAAAACCUUAGGAAUAAAUAUCUUAAAAGAUCAUCCAAACUCUCUUGCAAAUAAUAUCACAAUACUGAAACUAGAGAAUUGUUAUAAAUAUAAUGAAGAAAUUUUGUUAAAUCCACCCAAAGUAUUUAUCAUGCUUAUAUGUGAUUAUAUACUUCAUUAUAACUGUCUUGAAAAAAGUAAUAUAGAUAAACAAAAAACUUGUCUCAUUUGUUUUAUAGAUAAUGAAGGAACAGCAUCAACUGAAGUUCAGAACAUAGAUAUGUCAAAAACAGUAGAAGAUGAAGGUGAAAAAACCUCUAAUCUAAUGGGGACAAUAAGUAAGUUAUCCAUAGAUGGUGGUAAAACUAUCUCACGAAGUGAAAUAAAAUCCAUGGAACCUAAUAAAGUACAAGGUUUAAUAAAAGAACUAUCUAUGCCAAGUGAGUUGAUUGAUGAUAAUAAUAGAGGAAAUAAGAACAAAGAAUCAAAACCAAUAACUUUAUUCCAGUUAUACAAUAAUGCAAGCCAGGCAAAAAAUGUGUACAAUAAUCAACAAGCUAGAGGGUUAGUAUAUGAUGAAGUUUCAACCAAUCUUCUGGGAUUUACAAGAGAUAGUUUGCAUAAAAAAACUGCAAAGACUAGAAAUAUCUACAAGUUGUUUGAAGAAAGUUAUAACCCUGAUACCAAAAAAAUAGUUAAGAGGAUAGGAAUUGAAAAAAUUAAGAGAAUUCGAACAUAUA